This is a messenger RNA of Saccharomyces kudriavzevii IFO 1802, 960 nucleotides long. Its product is annotated as RTA1 domain-containing protein. The record is from RefSeq and is a predicted model, not a curated record. The coding region runs from base 1 to 960 and encodes 319 amino acids. Gene Ontology annotation, cellular component: membrane. The transcript has a single exon. NCBI's taxonomy places the organism in Eukaryota, Fungi, Ascomycota, Saccharomycetes, Saccharomycetales, Saccharomycetaceae.
AUGUCUACUGACUCCGACUUUGUUCUUUACCAUUAUACGCCCAGCAAAAGAGCUGCGAUUGUGUUUGUCGUGCUCUUUAUUUUAAUGAUAGUUGUUUAUGCUGUGCAAACUUUUAAUGCUGCGAGAAAGGCUUCCAAAAUAGCUAGAUAUAACUCAUUUGAGCCAUCGGAUGAUAAGAUAGAUGAUAAAACAGAUGACAAGACAGAUGAUAAGUCUGUUAUUUUUGAAAAUAAUGAUUCCAAAAAAAAAUUCAAAGUUUUGUCGACAGUUUGUGCAUUUAUACCUUUUUUCAUUGGUUUCAUCAUGGAGUUUAUUGGGUAUAUUGGCAGAGUAUUAUCUAGUUCCGAUCCUACAAAAAUAGCGCCAUAUAUUAUUCAAUCCCUCCUUUUAUUGGUGGCUCCAGCGCUAAUCGCUGCGACUAUUUAUAUGGUUUUUGGAAGACUCUUGAAUGCUAUGAGAUGCGAGUCUUUGAUGCUAAUCUCCGCACGUUUCGGUACGACAUUUUUUGUCGUUGGUGAUGUUUUUAGUUUCUUUUUACAAGCAGCAGGCGGUGGGCUGAUGUCUAAGAAAGGAUCGACAAAGACCGGUUCAAACCUCAUAACCGCUGGCCUUAUUGUACAGAUAGUUUUUUUUGGAUUUUUCAUUAUUAAUGAGAUAAGAUUUUCAAUUAGCGUCAAAAAAAAAUGUUCGUUCUACAGUGGCAUUUCCAGAAAAUGGUUCAUUGUAAAUGCUACCCUAUUAUUGAGCAGUGUCUUGAUUUUAGUACGUUCUAUCGUCAGAGUUGUUGAAUUUAUUCAGGGAUUUGAUGGUUUUAUUAUUUCCCACGAGUAUUUCAUUUAUGUCUUCGACGCUGUGCCAAUGUUGUUGGUGAUCAUAGCAUUUAGUGUGGGUUCCUUCUUUGGCAAUGUAUUUGAUGUGAUAGCAGAAUGUCAAUAUUCAACUUUUUCAGAUUCUGCAUAG